UGCAGCAGUCAGUUUAAAAAAAUAAUUCUGCUUGCAAUGAACCCCAAGUGUUAAAAAACAUGCUUUUACGCGUAUUUUGUGUUCUCUUGUUUACAAUUAGAAUAGAUGGACAGAUAUCUAUAAGUUCAAUAACACCUUCUUCAGGAACAGUUUUACCAAUUGGAUCUACAGCAACCCUAUCCUGUACCUCCACCCUACCCUGGUAUAUCUGUAUCUGGGAGGGACCUGGAGGACUAGCCUGCCAGUGUCAAUCACAAGCUGGAGGAGUAAACGCUCUCUGCCAAGGAUAUCCACAUAUAACCCUAACCGGAAGCGGAAAUGACUGCAGUGCUGUUAUAUCAGGUGUAACAGCAGAAGAUGCUGGACAAUGGCGCUGUGUCUUGGUGGAUAACACACAGUUCAAGUCUGUCUCUAGAAUUACAGACCUGGAAAUUGGAAAAGAAGCUGAAGUUUCCUGGGUAGGGGUGAGAAACCAGCUCAGUGUUCGAGAAAAUGAGGCAGAAGACCUUGUUUGUCAGUCUAUUGGAGGUUAUCCUGAACCUCAACUAACAAUUGAAGGCACAGAUAAUAUCAGGCCUGGACGACCGGCAACUGAUCCAGGGGCAAUUCAACCCUUUCUUGAUGUCGUUCUCCCAGCUACCUAUACUGGAAACAGAAAUGAUCAAAACAAGAUGCUAAGUUGUGUGUCCACUCAGCUUGAUUCAUUCGGAAAUAUUUUGUACACUUCCAGAUCUGAUCUAAGCCUUGACAUUCAAGCUCCAGCUGAUGUUGGUGGCCUAGCUAUUCCUGUUGGUGGUAUAGUUGGCAUAUUGUUAGCAAUUCUGCUUUUGUUUCUUCUAUGUGCCAUUCUUUCAUUCUUUUUGUACAGAAGGGACAGAAAGAAAAGGUAUGGAGUAGAUAAUGAGAUAAUUGCCGCUUCCAAAGGAGGGUAUACAUCAGUUCCAGUAGAACAUGAUAUUCAUGUCACAGGCGGUGAUCAUUUGGAAAAGAAUUAUGAUGUCAACAUAAACCAGAUCUACAAUGACAGAUUUGGCAAAACAGAGAAUAUCAAUGUAAUUGAAAAUAACAAAUUACAAAACUCAUCUAAUAAUCUAGAAGAUUAUCUUGUUGCUGGCCUGGCUAGAAGAGGUAGCAAUAGUAGCAGUAGUAGUAGUAGUUCCUCGGAUAAAAGCAAACUUAUUAAAACUGAAACAGAUAAUGGAGUUUCUGAGAGAAAUGAAAGUUUUACAAACUACUAUUGGAAUAAUACGAGCGCAAUUAAUAAAACUGACUCAACAUUUAUUUACAAUGGAAAAACAUAUGAAGAGGAAGUAUUUGAAGAUCACUUACUGAUGGCUAAAUCAAAGUUUCCCAUGCCGUCAAAGUUCCGCUCCAAACGAUGGAAAAACAAUCUAUCAGAAAUUAGAGAAGGAGAUAAUGAUGAUGAAGUUCAAAUCUUAAAACAUGACAAUCAUGCCAACUUUGCCUCAGUACAAGUGGAGCAAGAAACAGGAAGAAAAACUAUGAAUGAUGGUGAAAAAGAAACCCAAAACAGUUGCCAUGAUACUAUAAACACAAACACAGAAAACACUUAUAGCAGCAAAGAUUUGGCAGUUGAGCUGAUCAACUUCAACUGGGAUCAAAAGAAUAUGACUAGCGAGGAUAUUUCCACAGUACAGAAAGAUUUCAAAGAAAAGAAAGAAAAAAAGAUGAAAAAGAAAAAGACUAUCACAGAAAGUGUUUCUAACAGAGUAUCACAUGACACCUCUGCAAAGUUAUUAAAGAAGAAAAAUGACCAAAUAUUUUCUGAAAUAGGAAACACUUCUGGGUCUAGGUCCAGCAGCAAUAUUAUUGGUCAUUUAGAUUUGUCAAAAUCAACCCAGGAGACAGAGUACGUUAAGCAAGAUAUUCAAAUUCAGUCUGAAGGAUCCAGUGACAAUUCUAAAUAUGCAUUCCGUGAUGAUCAUUAUUACAUCGGAGAUUCCGAAUAUGCAGAGGUUGUGGAGGAACAUGUUCAGGGGAAGUAUGAAGAUGACAUUGAGUACUGUGAAAAGAAACUUAAUCACACUGUUGAUGUGAAUCCUAAGAUUUGGACCUUAAAGGAUAUAAAAAUUGAAGAAUCAAAAAUACAAAGAACAUCAACCAUGAGAGACCCAAAAGUUCUACCUCCUCCAGGGCUCAGUACAGAAUCCAAAAAGGAAUACAUUGUUAACUGGAUAUCAACAGAGAACCUUCAAGUAUCUCCAACCUCAGAGAAAUCCUGCUUUCAAGAAGAGGCCAGUGUCAGAAGCUUUGACCAGGAGCUUGACCGGUCAGAUGAGUCCUGUAUUGUAGAAGCAGAACAAAGAACCAACGGGCGGUCAACUGGAGCUAGAUAUCAACAUAUUACAGACUAUAUCAACAUGAAGGAAAAAAUCCAAACUCAAAUAUCUGGUGGAGAUAAGAAGGUGGACAGAAACUCAAGCAUUAGUAAUAGAGUUAGCAAUGUUGAUAAGAAAACAAAGAAAUCUAGUGCAGAGAUUAUGAAUAUUAAUUCUCAUGGCCUUGCUGACUUUUCAGAGGCUAAAUCAUCUGAGAGUUCCAAUUCAACAGCAAGACAGGUUUCCUUCUCAGGAGGGAAAAAGCCUAAAAGCAUACUUAAGAAUCAAAGUGCUGACAGUUUGCAGACUGAUGAGAACUCCAAGAUGUAUAAGAUAACUCAGCAAGAAAUAGUAUUCUACCUGAAGAACAAAGAGGGGAUUGUAAAGGUUGUAAGGCGUCCUUUACUGCACACCAAGAACUUCAGCAAGAUUGCACCAGAGGAGGAGAGGGAGAACAGUUUUAUCCGACACAAAUCCCAACCUAACCUAUACAGUUCACAUAUACUGAGGCAUCUAGAUGAGCCUGGGCAGGAGGUGGUGAGUGGUCUGGAGGUGUCAUCAAGGGAUGAUGGAAGCCAACAUAUACAUAUGAAGAGUGUUGGGUUGCUUCAGCAUUCCUUAUCACUUAGACAGUUGAGUGGUCUGCAGGAUGGAGAAUGGCGAAGCUCAGGGUCUAUAUUUGAUUGUGAGAUGAACUGCUUCAAUGACAAUACAUUGCACAUAUAAAAAUGUGGGACGGAAAUACUGGAAAUAGUCUUUUUCAACGUUUUUAAUAACAAAUUAUUUUUGCAUAUACAAUAUACAUACAAUAAAAUAACCUUACUUUACUA
This is a messenger RNA of Eurytemora carolleeae, 3169 nucleotides long. RefSeq lists its product as uncharacterized. The transcript is spliced from 3 exons. The coding region runs from base 60 to 3065 and encodes 1001 amino acids. Lineage: Eukaryota; Metazoa; Arthropoda; Copepoda; Calanoida; Temoridae. The record is from RefSeq and is a predicted model, not a curated record.